CACCAUAAAAGGGAACAUUGUAUCUCUUUAUAAGGAGGAAAGUAGAUCUCUAGUCAAUAUAUUCGUCCACGUUCAUAUUGUUAAUUUCGGGAGUAUAAUAUUUUACUUAUAUUUGUGCUGUUCUCACGCGACGCAUUGUGUGUAUUUGGAGAGUGGUACGGCCAGUGUACCUUUCAGGCGGAAACCGACGACAUCUUAAAUGUUUAUCUGGUGAACUACAUAACAUGGCGGAGUAAUCAGAGGGGCGUUAUAUGCGUUUUCCUUUUGGAGAAUGUGCAGCGAGUUUUGGAAAUAAGGGAGGUAGAGUUUGACUGAGCUGGGGUGAAGGGUCUUAAGGGCACCACUUUGGGAAACUUGCUUUGCUAUUUUAAAGCGAUCCGGGACCCAUUUUAACCAUUGGGACCCGUAGUUUUUCCUGUUUGUUUACCUUUGCCAGAUUAGUGUCUGUGCCUUGCUGUAAUUUCACGAACAUACUUGCACGCCAGGGACUGACUGGCAUUUUGGAGACACGGCUGUUCGCGUAAUAUAAUGUUACCUAGCCAGGCUGGGUCGGCACCAACUGGAAACGGGUCCUCGUCCGGCAGGGGUAAUAUUGGUGAAAGCUCGGCAGUGAUCGGUGGCGGGAUUCGGCCCGGCUUGGUCAGAACAGGAUUAACGGCGACCGUGGUGGGUGAUAGCCUCGCGGGGGUAGGGCGAUCGGGCGACGGGUCAGGGAUGUUGGGGGGAAACGGGACCGGAAUGGGUUCAAGAAGUGGGGCUAGGCCGGGUAACGGAGCAGGAUUGACCACAUUACAGGGCACUGGCCAAGGUUCUAUACCAUGCAUGAACGCCGGGCUUGGUGCCUCCGGGGGCAGAUUUGAUCCAGACAGGGAAAACCUACCUCAGGCAUACAGCGGUUCGGACGCUGACUCUGAUUCGGGGGAUGACGAUGACCCCGUGGGUUCAGUUGGGGACAGCAGAAGAGGGGUGAAGCGUGAGAGAGCCGAGAUGGACGCCGCGGUUGUGGGACAGGAGGCGGGCGUGCAGCCCGGUGGCUACGGUGUAGUGUCCGGCGUGGUUGCCGGGGCAAAACCUGGGAAGAAGACCCGUGGCCGAGUGAAGAUUAAAAUGGAGUUUAUCGACAACAAACUGAGGCGGUACACGACUUUCAGUAAGAGGAAGACUGGCAUCAUGAAAAAGGCGUACGAGCUCUCCACGCUGACGGGCACGCAGGUGCUGCUGCUGGUGGCCAGCGAGACGGGGCACGUGUACACCUUCGCCACGCGCAAGCUGCAGCCCAUGAUCACCAGCGAGACGGGCAAGGCCCUGAUCCAGACCUGCCUCAACUCGCCCGACUCGCCGCCCCGCUCCGACCCCUCCACCGACCAGCGCAUGAGCGCCACCGGCUUCGAGGAGACCGACCUCACCUACCAGGUGUCCGAGUCCGACAGCUGCGGAGAAACCAAGGACACCCUGAAACCCGCCUUCACCGUGACCAGCCUGCCCGGCACCACCAGCGCCUCCGCCCCCGCCACCUCCACCACCAUGCAGGUCAGCAGUGCCACCUCCUUCCCCAUCACCAACUACCUGGCCCCCGUCUCCGCCAGCACCAACAGCAUCAGCAGCGCCAACGGGACCGUGCUGAAGACCAGCGGCUCCACCGGCAGCGUCAUGCAGCUGCCCAGCGGCUUCACCUUCAUGCCAGGCACUCCGAUCCCCCCCGGUGCCCCCACCAUUCCGCUGACUCAGCUGCAGCAGGGCCCCAGCUUCACUGCCACGGCGACUCAGGCUCCGCACAGCCAGCAGGCCGUCUUCCGCUUCCCGGCCACCGUCUCGCUCACAGGGGCAGGAGUUCCACAGCAGCUCCAGGCCAUCCAGGUGCCCCUGCCCCCACAGCAGGGCUCCAUCAACAGCAGCGACAGCAGCACUGAGGCCUCCCAGUCCUCCAGCAGCUCCACAGUGAGUGUACCUGCAACCAUCGUCACUUCCUCAGUGCCCACCUCCAUGGGGGGUCACAUGAUGUACCCGAGCCCGCACACGGUGAUGUACGCUUCCGCACCCACGCUGGCUGAUGGAAGCUUGGCUGUGCUCAACGCCUUCUCGCAAGCGCCCACCGCCAUGCAGGUGUCCCAUACGCAGGGCCAGGACGCAGGAGCUGUGCCUCAGGUGUUCCUCACAGCGCCCCCUGGAGCAGUCCAGAUCCCCGUAUCUGCAGUGCAGCUACACCCAAUGGUGAUUGGUCAGCAGUCCGCCGGGGGCAGCAGCAGUAACCUGACAGAGCUGCAGGUGGUCAACCUGGACUCUGCCCACACAACCAAGGGCGACUGACAGAUGGCCUGACGUGCCAGACUCAACCCCAGGACACACGGACGUUAGCACCACCUCUAGGACACACGGACGCUGCCACCAUUAUUCACAGAUGCCUUCUCACAGCAUUAUAUAAACAUACGAGGAAGGCCAGGUCCUCCGGACCCACGCUGUGCGGAUGGCUGUGUGUGUGCUUUUAAAAAGGGUCCUUUCUGAUACGCACACAAAGCAAGUGCUGCAGCUUCACACCACAGCCAAAGAGGUGUGUGUGUACAUGCGUGUGUGUGUAUGUAUGUGUGUGUGGUGUUUGUGUGUGUAUGUGCGUGUGUGUGUGUGUGUAUGUGGGGUGUUUGUGUGUGUAUGUGCGUGUGUGUGUGUGUACGUGUGUACACGUGUGAACGUGUGGUGUUUGUGCGUGCGUGCGUGCAUGUGCACACACUUUCGUUUGGGGUGGGGAUGUUAAACAGGUGGCUGAGGGAAGAUCUAAGAUCCAGUGGGUUAAUGUGGAAAUGUAUAUAAUUCUUUUUUUAAAUGAAAACGGAAAUGAUAUUUUUAGCCCAUUUGUGCUAAAAACUGCAUGGGGCAUUUUUUUAAUGUAUUGGUUUUGUAUGUUCAUAUGACUUAUGACUUUCUGAAAUUUAUUUACACAUUAUGUAUGUAAAUGAAUGUAAUAUACGUGUAUAUUAUGUUGAUUUAUAUAUUCUAUAGGAAUCAGAGCCACGAGCCAAAGCACUUUCAUUUUGGGUUUUUUUAGACAGAAUCUUGUGCCAAAAACGCAGGAGCUCUAGGGGUGUGUCUCCCAGCAGGGCCCAGACUGGGCCUGUAAGUGUUGGCAGUGCCACAGAAUCCGGCCCUUUCCAUGUCCCACGGCUGGCACCCCUACAUUCUAUUGUCAUCUCUGGGUUAGUCCAGCGUUGAUGAAGAGCUCAGUGGGGGGUGGGGGGUGGGAGGGUGUUUCUGCCCCCUAGCUGCAUGGGUGCUGAUAUAAGCUGCAGCAGCUGCAGGUUUACCAUGUUUCUGAUCAGCUAGUCGCAGUUGCAAACUCCCUCUAGUCUGCUGUGUCAGCUCCUCACGCUCGGACCUGGUCAGUGUGAUUAUUUAAUACCAUAGAUUUGGGGUUUGCUGUAUUAUCAGGAACACGUUAAGGCUGGCUUGGCUCCCUAACCUUUUUCAUUUUGAAAUUGUGGAAUGUUUAGACCAUGUGGUCACGAGAGUGCGUGAAGGGGACCUAGGGAAGUGGGGGGGGGGGGGGGAGUAAAACGGACUAAAACUCUCAAAGAGUCAAAGUCCAGCCUGGUUCCACUGGUAGAAAAGGGACUGCUAUCUCACUGGUUGAAUGACUCACAUACUACCUCUGUUUUACCCCCCAUGCUACCUCUCCCUUGGGUAUCAGAGGUCCUGGGAGGGGUGGGGCAUCUGUCAAUGCUGUGCAUCACUAUGAGUCACUGCUUACAGGGAGGACAUUUAACAGCAUAUUCAGUUUCUGUGUCAGUUACUGUAAGCUGGAGACAGUGAGCAGCUGGAGUUAGCUCCAGUGUGUGGCUUUGAUGUUCUGAACUGCACUGUGGAGCAGCGCGUCUCCUGCUGCAUGCAUGAGUAUCACAUGCAGUGGUGUUAACAUGCACAUUCUGCAGAGCUGCAGUGGUGUUAACAUGCACAUUCUGCAGAGCUGAAGUGGUGUUAACAUGCGCAUUCUGCAGAGCUGCAGUGGUGCUAACAUGCGCAUUCUGCAGAGCUGCAGUGGUGUUAAUAUGCACAUUCUGCGGAGCUGCAGUGGUGUUAACAUGCGGAUUCUGCAGAGCUGCAGUGGUGUUAACAUGUGCAUUCUGCAGAGCUGCAGUGGUGUUAACAUGCACAUUCUGCAGAGCCAGGGUUGUGGUAGCAUGUGUAUUUGGCAGAGCAGCAGUGGUCGCAGGAUUAUUGUCCCAGCACCAGAAAUUAUCCCGCUAUCCGGAUUUUACAAUCAGGCACGGAUUUUACACGCAUGUACAGCGUACAAAUUUGGGUGUGAAAUCACUGACUAUACCAACAGAGCCACACGAGGGAAAUGCCUUGCCUCCUGCCACACAAUCCGGGCUUUUCCGUGUCACACGGCUGGCAUCCCCGCAUGCGGCUGCUUCGCCCCGUUUCUCACCACGCACCCGGCCAGCGCCCGCAUGUCACACAAGAGCGCACGCGGUGUCCUCCUCCUCCUCCUCCUCUUCCUCCUACUCUGUGUCCACCGGCCAGUGGGAAGCAGCCCUGGCUAACGUCACAUUUCUGAACAGAGCGCAGAUCUCAAUUCAUCAGUACAUCCAGUCAUUCAAAACUGGGAGGGAAAGGGCAAAUAUGAAAAUGGCCAGUUUAUCCACUGACAUUUUCCACUGACCUUGUGCCAUUUGGUUUGUUCAAUUGUGUAGAAAUGUAGUUCACUACUUGUAAGCAUUUCAAAACAAGACUUAAUUUGAAUUGUGCUACUUUGACUAAGUCCAAACCUUGCGUCCCUCGGAGUUGGCGAACUUUAUCUUAGGCAGAGUUCAAGUUAUAAGCAGAACCUGGCUUUUUUCCAUUUUUUGAAAAUGUGUGCUGAAACGUCAGUGUUCUGUCAAGGAAAAAAGGAAAAAAAUAUGACUAUAUGCAUUCUCUUUACAGCUGAGAGAAACAUCACUUGUUUUUGCUUUCCCAAUGUUAUUGCCAAGCAAAACAUUAACACUUUUCAUUUAUAGUAAUUAAAAGAGUGAAAAUAAAAUGAAUGUAUUCAGACUCUGCUGUUAGGUGAGUCAAGGUUAUGAUGUCCAAUCUGAGGAGUCUGUGUGUAAAGGUAACUGUACAGAAAAUGUUUUGUAAUAAAAAAUAAAAGCAAAACAAUAAAUAAGC
Messenger RNA from Anguilla rostrata (American eel), 5142 nucleotides. RefSeq names its product serum response factor-like. The coding region runs from base 529 to 2307 and encodes 592 amino acids. Gene Ontology annotation, molecular function: DNA-binding transcription factor activity, RNA polymerase II-specific; protein dimerization activity; serum response element binding. The transcript has 8 exons. NCBI's taxonomy places the organism in Eukaryota, Metazoa, Chordata, Actinopteri, Anguilliformes, Anguillidae. Gene Ontology annotation, biological process: positive regulation of transcription by RNA polymerase II. The record is from RefSeq and is a predicted model, not a curated record.